This is a messenger RNA of Pyricularia oryzae 70-15, 2860 nucleotides long. RefSeq lists its product as uncharacterized. The transcript is spliced from 3 exons. Lineage: Eukaryota; Fungi; Ascomycota; Sordariomycetes; Magnaporthales; Pyriculariaceae. The record is from RefSeq and is a predicted model, not a curated record. The coding region runs from base 702 to 2789 and encodes 695 amino acids.
UGGUCUUUGGCGCUGUACCCCCAGUUUGUGAUUAUUGCAGCGGCCAUCGGUACUCCACGUCGAUGAUAUUUACAGCAGACCACAAUCUCAAGCUGGCACAACCAAGUGCCAUCAUCAGUUGGCGCCACAAGACCAGCAAAGGGCAAAGACCCGCUGGCAGGACCGUGGUGCCAAGCCAAGUAGUUGCCAUAUCUUGACAAUCCCUCACAACAACAGAGAUUGCAAAGUUCUGUUUGGAAUCUGAACCAUCACAUUCGAUCAUCGCGGUCCCCUUCCAUCGCCCUUCAUUGUGAAGCACUGAGGGCAACAUUUGCACUCUACUCCCAGUGGAAGCAUCAUCAGCAGUGGUGACCCACAUCCUUGGCUAGCCCAAUUGUGCCUGAUAUUUUAUCACCCCGCCCUCAGCACGCUCCAUGUUCAUUCGUUCACGAAUGGAAUGCAACUUCCUGUAACUGAUCCCCCGCUGCCGCAACGACUGUUUCCUGAUAUGACACUGGCCAGGGGGAUAAUGAACGGCUGACCGCCCAAUCUGCCACAUGGAACUUGUAAGGCUGGCCGGCGCCUUUCAUUUCAAGGCCUGCCAUCCUCGUUUCCCCAGAGCUUCAGCUGAAACUUUUUGUGUCUAGAUAUCCUUAAUAUCACUGCGACAGCCAUUAACACCUUGAAAAGUCAUAAGUUCUUUUCUCUCUUGGCGCUUCAGGAUGUACUGUAAUGUUUGCAUCUCGACGCUCCGCGACCGCCGUUGGGGGCUCGAUGAGAGCUAUACGGGCGCAACGCUUGCCCAUCAUCAAACCUAUUCUUCGUUGAAGUCGUCGGCGGCUUUUUGUGCAAUCUGUAACACUCUGUGGGAAAAGGUGUCCCGCCUGCCGACUGGACUCGGCGCCAUGGUCGAGGACUGGAUUGCGAAGGGCGAUAAUGAGCCACCGCCCAAAGUGCUGCCCGACUUUGCGCUUACAGUUCGCAAAGGAAAAUGGUAUUACGCCACAACUUUAUCGCUUGUCAAGAACGAAGAUGCCGCCGCUGCGAGAGUAUCCCACGCUAGAUUCUGUAUCGAGGUGCGUUUCUUGGUCCCACCCACGGCGGCGCACCUGGAAGAGUUAUCGACUUGGGGAGAUUAUAGGUGCAAGUUUGAUCUGGUGAAUUUUGAUGACAGCCCAACCAACCUUUCCCAAUUUGAUGAUAACACUUUUGCCGCAUCCCCAAGAAGUAUAGCAACAUCUUGGAUCAAAGAGUGUGUUUCAAGUCACCCAUUAUGUCUCCAGGCCGGAGCCGUAGGCACAAGAUGGCUCCCAACCCGCCUCAUUGACGUUGUGCACCAAGGGGAAAUUGACAGCGUGCGUCUGGUCACAACUGCCAGCGAGCCGGCUCUUCUAGGGUCAUUUGCUCGAUAUGCUACUCUUAGUCACUGCUGGGGCACAUCCUCAUUUUUGACUCUAACCAAGUCUCGAUUCAGUGCUUUGUCUCGAGGUAUUCCACUUGGGAAUUUACCCAGAACAUUCCAGGAAGCUAUCAUCGUAUGUCGCCAUCUAGAAGUUCCCUACAUCUGGAUUGACUCAUUAUGUAUCGUCCAAGAUGACAUGGAGGACUGGCUUUCUGAGUCGAUGAAAAUGAAAAGCGUGUACGCCAAUGGUUUUAUCAAUAUUGCCGCCAGCGCCUCCAAAGACAGCUCGCAGGGCCUUUUCCGUCAGCGAGAUCCCAGCCGCAGCACUGCUCAGCAUCCGCUGGAUAUAGAUUUCCAGGGGAUAAGAGACGUGGAUGUAAAAGAAACAAGAAAGGAUAAAGAGCGGCCAGUAUCAACAAAAGGAGGCAAGCGACUGCAUAGAUGCAUCCUCGUAUCCCGGGAUGAAUGGCUGAGCAACGUGGAACAAAGCACCCUCGCCAUGCGGGGCUGGGUCCUCCAGGAGCAACUUUUGUCGCCCAGAAUCUUGAUUUUUGGCACUCGUCAGAUCUAUUGGCAAUGCUUUCAGAGGCUGAGUAGUGAGGAGGGAACUCCCAUGAUUCGAGGGAGGUGGGACAUGGACAUCAAAAAGGCUUUUGGCCGUGAGCUCAAAGGUCAUGAUUCUGGAGGACAACAAGAAGAAACAAAAAGGCUCGUCGCUUUAUGGGCCAAGAUUGUCCAAGUUUACUGUCGCACGCAGCUCACAAAGCCUACGGAUUGUCUGGUAGCCCUGUCAGGUCUGGCCAAGGCAUUCUUGCAGAAGCUGCCGCAAGAUGAAUACCUAGCCGGAAUGUGGCAGAGCAACCUGCUCCAAGAUCUUGUCUGGCAGUGCUCCGUUUCCAAGGUUGACUAUUCCGCUGCCGUUGACUCGUCUUCAACAUCGCCAAGUCUUGGACAAAUCGAGUAUUGCGCUCCAACCUUCUGCUGGGCUUCGGUGCCCCUGCCUUCUGCGAUCAAGUUCAUAGACACAGAAGAAGGGCUUCCCAGAGCAUUUUACUUUACAGUCCUGGACUUGGAAUUAAAGCAUAAAACCUUGGACACCACUGGCCUUGUUAGCAGUGGCCAUUUGGACAUUCAAGCCAAGUUAUUAAGGGUUCGAUUGUACUCAAAUGCUACGCCUGCCGUAUCAAAGUUGGGCCCGGGGCCAGUGCCUGUCAAGAUCGAUUUUGGGCCUGAUGACACUGAUCCUACUGACCGAUCUGACGAAUGCCUACUUGUUAGUUUCGAUCGCGCCUUCGAGCUUCCUAGUGAGGCCUGCCGGAUCAGGCGAUUUACAAGAUCCAGCGGACUGGAUAUCCGAUACGCGCGGCUUGCCAGGUGCGCCUAUUCCAAAUCGGGGACGGAGUGGUGAGCAGUAUAUCCUUCGAAUUAUCUAGCAGCUAGUCUAGUACUACUUUAUCUACCCCUUGUUUGUGUACUUUG